Messenger RNA from Trifolium pratense (red clover), 1068 nucleotides. RefSeq names its product glutathione S-transferase L3-like. NCBI's taxonomy places the organism in Eukaryota, Viridiplantae, Streptophyta, Magnoliopsida, Fabales, Fabaceae. The transcript is spliced from 10 exons. The record is from RefSeq and is a predicted model, not a curated record. The coding region runs from base 73 to 861 and encodes 262 amino acids. Gene Ontology annotation, molecular function: glutathione transferase activity.
AAUUCAACAAAAAAAAGUCACAAUUGGUGGCGAAUAUUCACACAAGCAAUAAUCUCAUAUAAAAACAGAACAAUGGCUUCUCCAAAAGCAUCAUCACUAAGCAAAUACUCUGCUCUAGCAUCAUAUAAUAUCACCAAUAUCACUAAAUCAAUGGCAACUGCUGGUGUGUUUGAAGUUCGUCCUCCUACGAUUGCUCCCACUUCCGAACCACCGCCUCUCUUUGAUGGAACUACCAGGUUGUACAUGAGUUAUUCGUGCCCGUUUGCGCAACGCGUAUGGAUUACUAGGAACUAUAAGGGAUUGCAAGACAAGAUCAAAUUGGUUCCUAUUGAUCUACAGAACAAGCCUGCUUGGUACAAAGAGAAGGUCCACCCAGAAAAUAAGGUGCCAUCUCUCGAACAUGAUGGCAAGGUUUUAGCUGAAAGUAUUGACUUGAUCAAAUAUGUUGAUGCAAAUUUUGAAGGACCAUCACUAGUGCCUAAUGACCCAACCAAGAAGGAAUUUGGAGAGGAGUUAAUAAAGUAUGUUGAUACUUUUGUCAAAGAUGUGUUUGGUUCGUUCAAGGGUGAUCCUGUGACGCAAACAAGUGCUUCAUUUGACUACUUGGAGAAUGCUCUUGGUAAAUUUGAUGGGCCAUUUUUCCUUGGUGAAUUUAGUUUGGUGGAUAUUGCCUAUAUUCCAUUCAUUGAAAGGUUCCAAAUUGCAUUCUCAGAAUUGUAUAAGCAUGACAUCACAGUUGGAAGGCCUAAAUUUGCAACAUGGAUUGAGGAGCUGAACAAUAAUGAUGCUUAUAAGCAGACAAAACUUGAUAAUCCACAACAAUUCGUUGGCUUUGUCAAGAAAGUCUCCUUGGGACAGUAGUAGCAUCAGAUGCAAUUGUUUGUGACAGUACUAGUAGUAGUUACAUGGAGUGCUCCAAAAUUAAUGUCGCUGCAAAUUUAUAAUAAUUGCCGGUUGUGGAAGCUGUUGUGAAUUUCUAAUAAUGUUUCUGUACCAGCAUGUAAUGUACUGUAUUGUGGAGUAUAACCUUGUAAUGUAAAAUUAAUAAUAAACAUAUCUUUGAGUUUA